This is a messenger RNA of Agelaius phoeniceus (red-winged blackbird), 977 nucleotides long. Lineage: Eukaryota; Metazoa; Chordata; Aves; Passeriformes; Icteridae. The record is from RefSeq and is a predicted model, not a curated record.
GCUUGCUGAAACAAGCAUGAGGAGCCCAGGAGUCUGGGGAUAGGGAGCUGCAGGUGAAGCAAGAGGAUUUCACAGAUCCACGGAAGCUGUUCCUGCCUCUCCCCUGCGGGGCUCUCUCGCAGCCCAAGGUCUCCCUGGCUUUGGAUGCUGAAGCCACCCAGCAGCAAGUUCUCCCAAAAUGAUGGAAAAUAAAGUGUUCCUGUCAUUCACGUUCUACAGCACGAUUCUGAUUUUAAAAAUGUAUGUCAUUGCCAUCAUUACGGGACAAGUGAGACUCAGAAAAAAGGCUUUUGCAAACCCAGAGGAUGCCCUGCGCAAUGGGGGGCUGCAGUUCUACCGCCAGGACCCUGACGUGGAGCGGUGCCUCAGGGCCCACCGCAACGACAUGGAGAACAUCUUUCCCUUCCUCUUCCUCGGAGCCGUCUACUCCCUGCUGGAUCCCAGUCCCACAGUGGCCAGGAUCCACUUCCUCACCUUCUGUGUGGGACGGAUCGUGCACACCAUUGCCUACCUGCUGCAGCUGAGGGCACCCACCCGCUCCGUGGCCUACAGCGUGGCCCAGCUGCCCUGCUUCUCCAUGGCCCUGCAGAUCCUGCUGGCCACCACCCCGUACUGGUAACAGCCAGAGACACCCAGCACCCAAACCCCCUCAUCCUGACUCUGCUGGGCCCCCGGGAGUGGGAGAGAGUGAGAGUGUGUGUGUGUGUGAGAUGUCAGCAGGGAGUUCACCUGCACCCCGAGGAUGUUCAGUGCAGCCUUGAUGCCAUCAGGAUUUCUCAGAGGAGGCACCAGAGAGAAGGGAAAUGCAAGAAGGGGAUGUGGGGGCAGGUUUCUCUUCCUCCUGCUGAGGAUGAGAGGUGGAAAGCACAUGGACUCCCCCUUGAGGAAUGGGGUCAUUGAAGGGAAGGUUUCCUGAGUUUGGAACUGUGACUGUGACCUUUUCCUCCUGGUUGUGAAUAUCCCAUGAAUCAGGCAGA